Molecule: messenger RNA, 1378 nt
Organism: Daucus carota subsp. sativus
Lineage: Eukaryota; Viridiplantae; Streptophyta; Magnoliopsida; Apiales; Apiaceae
Product: deoxyhypusine hydroxylase
Exons: 7
Coding region: 123-1079 (318 amino acids)
Biological process (GO): peptidyl-hypusine biosynthetic process
Molecular function (GO): deoxyhypusine monooxygenase activity
Source: RefSeq, a predicted model, not a curated record
UAGACCAAUAAACCCUGGAGCCCAAGAUAGUCUGUAACAAUUUGGGAUUGGAGGAACAUUGAAGAGAAUACCAAGUUGCUGACACUUGAAGCUGAUAUAUAAUCACAAUUUUUGAUAGAAAGAUGGAAUCUUUGGAAAAUUCAAGCUUCAAAGUGUCCUCAGAGAUGGAGAAACUGCUUUGUGAGAGGCUUUUAGAUGAGAAUCAACCAAUUUCUGAGCGUUUUAGAGCACUCUUUUCUCUCCGGAAUCUUAAAGGCCCUUUACCCAGAAACGCCCUUAUUCAAGCAACAAGGGAUUCUUCAAAUCUACUGGCACAUGAGGCUGCAUUUGCCCUAGGUCAAAUGCAAGAUGUAGAAGCUAUCCCUGCUCUGGAGAAUGUUCUCAAUGACAUGUCAUUGCAUCCUAUUGUACGCCAUGAGGCUGCUGAAGCUCUUGGGGCUAUUGGUUUGCGGAGCAAUAUUCCACUUCUGCAGAACAGUUUAGAUUGGGAUCCAGCUCAAGAAGUCCGAGAGACAUGUGAAUUGGCUCUUAGUCGGAUCGAAGGAUUGCCCAAUCAUAGUGAAAGUAUUGAAUCAUCCACUAUUGGAGCAUCGCCCUUUCUAUCAGUUGAUCCAGCGGCCGCUUCUUCUGGUUCUUCUGUACAUCAAUUAAGGGAAGUUCUUUUAAAUGAAGACAAGAAAAUGUAUGAGCGGUAUUCAGCACUUUUUGGCCUUCGAAAUCAUGGUGGGGAUGAAGCAAUAGCUGCUAUUGUCAAAGCUCUAGGUGCAAAUAGUGCUCUUCUUCGACACGAGGUUGCUUACGUCUUGGGCCAACUACAAAACAAAAGUGCUACAGAUGCGCUUUCCGGUGUACUUAAGGAUGUUAAUGAGCAUCCGAUGGUUAGGCAUGAAGCAGCUGAAGCUCUCGGUUCUAUAGCAGAUGGUCAAUGUAUAGCUCUUUUAGAGCAAUUUGCAAAAGAUCCAGAGCCUAUUGUUUCACAGAGCUGUGAAGUUGCUCUCAGCAUGCUGGAGUUUGAAAAGGAGGGGAAAUCAUUUGAGUAUCUCUUCAUGCAGACACCUCAAAUGCCGCAAGCAUUUUGAUUUGGGUAGCUGAUUUGUAUGGCUCCCUGACCUGAUUAAAGGAUGUAAUACUAAUUAAGCACAGUAUUGCUGCCUCAGACCAGUUGUUGGUUUGAUGAUGUUUCUAUCCUGUUGUUUAGAUUAUUAUAAAUCACCACAGACUAGCUAUGGUUAAUAUUGACUAUUGAGAAGAGAGUGCCAGCUUCAAUUUUUCUCCAUAUAGUUUUCUUCUAAAGUUUGUUUACAUGAGUCUAUCAUGCUGGUCUGUUGAAGAUUGUGUAGUCAGAGACUUAGAGUUCAGAAACUUGUUGGGUUGAUCA